This is a messenger RNA of Danio aesculapii, 2961 nucleotides long. It is a transcript of the gene tub, whose product is annotated as TUB bipartite transcription factor. Gene Ontology annotation, cellular component: cilium. Bases 291 to 1802 code for a protein of 503 amino acids. The transcript is spliced from 12 exons. Lineage: Eukaryota; Metazoa; Chordata; Actinopteri; Cypriniformes; Danionidae. Gene Ontology annotation, biological process: protein localization to cilium. The record is from RefSeq and is a predicted model, not a curated record.
AUACAGAGCAGCGAAUAAGACGACGAUGAGAGGCACGCAGUGAAGGUGAAAGGACGAAUAAAACACGAGGGAUUGUGGACAAACAAAGAUGACAGCACAUGUCGAGGGAACAGGAGUCCAGAUCCACUGCGGACUGUAAGCGGAGACUGUGUGAAUGGGAAAGACUGUAGAUCUGCUGGGUUUACGGAGACAGAAGUGCAGGGGAUGAUUGGGCUGCAUGGGCUCUGCUGUUGGCAUCGCUGCUGCUGUCCUAAACCGCUACGCUUCAGUCCCAUUGAUCGCACACAGAUAUGAGCUCCAAACACUCGUCUGACUGGAUCCCUUACAGCACUUUGGAUGAUGAGGGCACAAAUCUGCGACAACAGAAGCUGGACAGACAGCGAGCUCUACUGGAACAGAAGCAGAAGAAGAAGCGCCAGGAGCCCCUGAUGGUGCAGUCUAAUCUGGACGGCCGUUCUCGAGUACGCAGGACCCGGCAGUCAGAGGAACAGGCUCCCCUCGUGGAGAGCUACCUCAGCGGAAACAGCAGCACCAUCUACCAUGUACAAGAAGCGGAACAGGAAGAAGUUAAAGCCGUAACAGAGGUUCAGGCUCCUCGCUCGGCUAAAAAAUCCAAGCCGCCUACCUCCACUCCUCAGACUGGCAGCGCCAAGAAGGAGAAAAAGGGCAAGCACAAAGGAAUUGAUGGGCCCGCUGCCUUCCAGGAUGAGGGUCAGGAGCUAGGCAACCAGAUUCAGAUCCUGACCGUGGGCCACUCACCCGCCCAGGAGAGCGAGGCAGAGGGCCAGGGGGAGGCAGUGGGCAGCACACACUCACAGGGCAAACAGGACCUACGGGUCACCAUGCUGAAGAAAGGAAUCUCAAGUAGCAUGAACUUUGAUGAAGAGGAGGACGAAGAUGAUUUGGUCAGCUCAAGCUCAUCUCAGCUCAACAGCAACACAAGACCCGGCUCUGCCACCAGCAAAAAGUCCAGCAAGGAGGCGACAUCAGCUUCCACCCCAUUGGCCAACGAGCCAUCCAUUGAUGUAGAUGACCUAGAAGAGUUCACACUCAGACCCGCUCCACAAGGAGUGACUGUAAAAUGCAGGAUCACGCGGGAUAAGAAGGGCAUGGACCGGGGCAUGUACCCCACCUACUACCUCCAUUUGGAGAGAGAGGACGGCAAGAAGGUUUUCCUUUUAGCCGGGAGGAAGAGAAAGAAGAGCAAAACAUCCAAUUACCUCAUCUCCAUCGACCCAACUGACCUAUCACGAGGCGGAGAGAGCUUUAUUGGCAAACUGAGAUCAAACCUUAUGGGUACCAAGUUUACGGUGUACGACAGCGGUGUGAACCCAGUCAAGACCACGUCCAGUCUAGAAGCAGGGAAUCUCCGCCAGGAGCUGGCAGCGAUCUGUUACGAAACUAAUGUUUUAGGAUUCAAGGGACCUCGAAAGAUGAGUGUCAUUAUUCCUGGAAUGAACAUGGACCAUGAAAGAGUCUCAAUCAGGCCUCGAAACGAACACGAGUCUCUGCUGGCUCGAUGGCAGAACAAAAGCACAGAGAGUGUGAUAGAGCUGCACAACAAGACGCCUGUGUGGAACGAUGACACUCAGUCAUAUGUGCUCAACUUCCAUGGCAGAGUCACACAAGCAUCCGUCAAAAACUUUCAGAUUAUUCAUGACAACGACCCGGAUUACAUUGUGAUGCAGUUUGGUCGUGUCGCAGAGGACGUCUUCACAAUGGACUACAACUACCCCAUGUGUGCCCUGCAGGCGUUUGCUAUUGCUCUGUCCAGCUUUGACAGUAAGCUAGCCUGUGAGUAGCCAUCUUUCUCUGCCUGCCUCAGCCACGAAAGGACCCGGCCAGACAGCUUUACGAUCUCAAUCCCCCAAUAAAGGGCUGCGCUGAACUGCAAGGCAGCAGGGUCCCGCUCUCAACAUCCUCUUUUGGAGGCCUGAAUGCGUAUAGAGUUCGUCUUUGUGUGAAUAUGUGCGAGCGAGGUGGCGUUUCUGCUUUUUGAAAAGGAAAAGGGGAUCACGGUUGGGGGAAAGCACAAAGACUUCACAGUUCAAAUGCAUUCAUUUGAACCGAUCACCUAGUCGCUUCUUUACUUAACCGACAAGGUAAAACUAACAUUUUGCUAAUGUUCAAAAGAAGGAUCUUUUUAUGGUAGUACUUGUGUCCCUAAAAUUAAUUUUGCCAUGGUCAUAAUUCUAAAAGAAUUAACAUUCACUAACCAUUCAGCUCAUACUGUAGCUGUGAUUUAUAACAGCUUGAAUAUUUGAUUUAAUGAACUUUUGUAAAAUGACUGUCAUAUGUGACAUUUCUUCAGUUAUACGUGUCACUUGUGUCAUUCAACAUCAGUUUGAUUUGUAACGAAUCGGUUGCUUCAAAAGGACUCCAAAGCCAGUAUGACAGUCUGACAUAUUUAUCCACUAUUUAUGUAUUUAUAGAUUUUCAUGCCAUCUGCUGCUUAUGUUUUACCCCAUGCCCAUAAUUCACUGUGCUUCAAGCUCAAAUCUUGACUGGGGCACCUUUGAGCUUUUGGUGUGGAUUGAUUUCAAUUCAACUGAUGAAUGUGUGAAAGUCUCAUGACGCAAAUGUAGUCGUCAUCAGUCCAUGUUUUUCAUACUUACGUUUUUAAGUCGACAUGAGAUACAAAAAAAGCUUUUAUAUCAUUAUCUUGAAGUCCACACCAUGGGCCUCGUUUAUAAAACAUGCGUAUGAACAGAUUUGAUGUGGAACAAUGCUGAGCAGACGCUCACACAUUCCAUCAUGGCUGAGUCUGAGUAUUUGGAAAGCUGAGCAAGUUUUGCCACUCACAGAAAAACCACAUGGAACACAUAUGAAAUCGCAUGAAACACAUAUGCAACAAAUAUGAAUCACACAUAAAUCAUUUGGAUUUGUAACAUCUUUAUGUAAAAAAAGAAAAUAACAUUCGCAUUUUACUAGAAAAUCUUCCAAAACCACUUGUAUCAAAUA